Molecule: messenger RNA, 8286 nt
Organism: Lepidothrix coronata (blue-crowned manakin)
Lineage: Eukaryota; Metazoa; Chordata; Aves; Passeriformes; Pipridae
Gene: UNC13B
Product: unc-13 homolog B
Exons: 34
Coding region: 759-6893 (2044 amino acids)
Biological process (GO): synaptic vesicle priming; synaptic transmission, glutamatergic; dense core granule priming
Cellular component (GO): terminal bouton; presynaptic active zone cytoplasmic component; plasma membrane
Molecular function (GO): phospholipid binding; calcium ion binding; diacylglycerol binding
Source: RefSeq, a predicted model, not a curated record
UCCUUCUGAAUGGAUAAUAAAGUGGAGAAUCAUUUUGAGGCGAGGAGUGAAGCGGGGAGGCUGCGUGUGUGUGAGGAGCUAGGCAGUAGGCAGCUGACGAGGAGGAGUAAAGUAGCAAUAGCUGCACAGCUUUCUCUCUGCCUCUGAAGUACAAUAUUUUCUGUUGAGUCACAACUGAAGAGAAGGAUGAAGUUUUAACUGUACUUGGUACAGCCUGAGAAAGGGAAAAGAUGCACUGUGGUGGGGAACUAAAGAAUUUCUGUUGAGGGAUGCUCCUGGAAACCAAAAGGAUUUCUUCAUUUUUGGCUUUUACAAUUGUUGGCUUCUGCUGUUUUUUGCUUUUUGGAUUUUUAGUAGCUGUUUGCAUUUUUUAUCCCCUUCAAAACAUGCCUUCAACUUUAUGUGAUUUCUCAUCCUAGUGCUGCUGUGGAACGGGAAACUCUCGGUGCCUUUAAAAUUGCUUUCCCUGAUACCUCAGAUGGGACACCAACAAUAUGUUGAUAAUCUCCAUAGUAAAAGUUCAUUAUCCGGUGAACCUUUAACAAGAUUAGGAAUCCUUCAGGACCUGUAUUUUCUAUGAGAACAAGCUAUUGUAUUCUGUAGUUUUCUAUUAAUUCUAUAAAUUUCCUUUACAUUUUAACCUUUUGUUUUAUUUUGAAGCAGCAAGCUGCUUCAUGACAGAAUAAAAACUGGAUGCGAGUUGUGAUUGAUGUGUGCUUUUGCAGCUUGUAGCACUAUGAGAAACGCAGGUGCAGCUGAUGAUGUUUGCUAGAAGUAGAUUGAAAAAGCAAGAAAAUGAAAUUUCACUUCUGCACAGAAAACCUGUUGUAAAACUGUGGGGCAGGAAGCAAUUCCGGAAGCAAAAACUCCAUUUGUUUCUGCGGGACAAAAUGAAGAGGCUUCUUCAAGGCCAGGUAGAUGAUAAUUCAAACCACGCACAUCGCUGCCAGCUAUCCCCAGUGGAGAUUGAAACAGACGUGUUUGUUUGUGGAAUAAAGAGGAGCCCCGGGAGCACUGAAUUCUCCACAGCUGGAGGGGACUUUCAUCAGGAUGAAGGACGUGAUUCCAAAGGAGUGAGUGAAGUUUGUGUUGGUGAGGUGGAACUGAACUGGGAUGGCUAUGUGAAAAUACCAUGUUCGGUUCAACAGAACAAGAAGGACUCGCAGGGAAGUUCUUCUGAACAGACCUCGUCUGAAAUAAAGAGCAGAGUGUCUGAGGGGCAGGACCUUUCUUCCCUGAGCAUUACCAUGAGCUGGAGGGAUGCAGCUGAAAGGCAAGGGUGCUUUCCCCAGGAAAAGCCCACUGCAUACAAGAGCCGUAGAAGGCAAUCAAGAGAUCGCUCAGCUGAUGUGGUUGAUUACAUUGUUAAAGAACUCCAGGGAAUAAGUCGAAUCCAGACGGAGAUCGCAGAGCUCCGUCAGCACCUCACCUUGAUAAAAGGCUCUGUGGAUGAAGUCUCCAGCUGCGUGGAUACAGUCUUGAGCGAGAUAGAAGGCCUACAAGGUGGUUCCAGUGGCAAGACCCAGGGUACACAUGCUCGAGAGCCAAGAAAGGAGGUACAAAAGGAAGAACCAGUAUUAUAUUUUUAUGGCAUCCCAGAGAAAGAUGGUGAAAACACAGUAGAGCUUAUCUGCAGCUUCUUGUCUGAGUAUCACUGCUUCAAUGGUAUUCAGUGCAGUAAGUAUAUAAAAGAUGCUUAUAGAUCAGAUGUGGGUACAGGCAAGCCAUUAAUGCCAAGACCAGCAGUUGUGAAACUUGUCAGUUGUGAACAGAGAGACUUUAUUUUACAGAAGUCUAUCCUUCUACAGAGCUCAGGGGUCCGGAUUGCUACCAGUGAGGAGCAAAAGCGGCAGAAUGGCCAGAAAACAGAUUCGGUCUCUUUGCAGUCUGGCUUCAAGAAAAAUCAUCACAACUCGGUGAAUCCUGAUGGAGCUCAGAGAACUGGUGCACUCCAGAUGGACUCAUUCCAGGUUAAGUAUAAAAGCACGAGUAGGAAAGCACAAUGCACAGGACAGAGACCCGAUUCUGCGCAGAAAUCAGCCAAGGAUAGCAACUCGGUAUCUGAGACUGGAAAAGAAACACAAAUAACAAGCUGCGGUGAGCAGCCUUCAGAUGACAGUGACAUUCACCAGGUCCUUCAUGAACCUCUGCAAAAUCCACAGGUGACCAAUUUGGCCAAAUCAGGUGAUGGAAAUCACUGCUGCUCAUCUGACUCUUCUGGCCAUGCAAACCAGAUGUGUGCUUCAAAUAAUGGUGGUGAGCACAGGCUUGACACUGAAAAUGUCACUGAGAAUUGCUCUUCCCUUCUAGAAAAAGAUGAGGGCAUAACUACAGAAGAAAUUGAAAUAGACUGUGAUACUUCAUGCAAACUAACCAGUGCAGAGAAAGUUGAUAUUCAAAGAGAAGAUGUUUCUAGUGGGGUGACAACCAUUAGCUAUGAUCAUACAACAGAUGAAAUGGCUGAUAGUAGUGACAGCUUGAAAGAUAUGAUCCAAAUGGACCUGAAUGAUCAAGAUCCAACUGAUCAGGUCUUUAGGGAUGUCCUGGAAAAUUCUCAGUAUUUCCUUGACCAUUCCCGGGAUAACAUUGAUCUUGUAGACAUGAAGUUUUACACUAAUAAGCUUGGGAAAGCUAUUCACCACUUCAGGUCUGCUCUGCAGGUGGUAUUUCAUAAGCUGGAAACAAGUGAUUCUGAAAUCCUUUUGGAAAAUGAUAGUGGCUUACAGAUGGAUGAUGACAACACACUUAUGCUGACCAGUUCAGGUAUGGGUGGCAGCUCUGACAACUUUGCAGAAACCCCUCCUAGUCAGUCCUCUGAGAGCCAGGCAAACACAAAUGUCAACAGCGAAGCAUCUGCUCAGGUGCAAUUUGCUCCUUCCAGUGUUUCCUCUGUUCCUCAUGAGCCUCCUGUUUCCAGUUUGGUGCCAUCAUCUGACUGUGAAAUCCCUACUGGGCAAUGCUUACCUCCUGAGGAGCUUGGAGAAGAUGUGAACACCCUACCUGAGCCAGCAAAGGAGUGCAGACCCAUGAGCCUUGACAAGGUGUGCGCAGAGACCAUCUACCUGAACAAGUGCAUCAACAAUUUCAAAAAUGUGCUGAGGGAAAAGAGACAAAUGCGUAGGAGACUCUUAAAAGAAUUAGCACAGGAAGGAAACUGGAUUUCUGCUGAGGAGACAAAUUCAGAAGGAGGUAGAGGAGAGCUCCAGGUUGGCCAAGAUGUGGCUGAUCCAUCAAAACCACCCUGGCUCAAAGGAGGGCCUGCAGGUGGUCUCUAUGGCAUUGACAGCAUGCCCGAUCUACGCAAAAAAAAGCCAAUUCCACUUGUCAGUGAUCUGGCCAUGUCACUGGUUCAGUCCCGGAAAGCCGGAAUUACCUCAGCAAUGGCCACGAGAACAUCUCUCAAAGAUGAAGAGCUGAAAUCUCAUGUCUAUAAGAAGACCUUGCAAGCCUUAAUUUACCCCAUCUCUUGUACAACCCCACACAACUUUGAGGUGUGGACAGCCACAACUCCUACGUACUGCUACGAAUGUGAGGGGCUGCUGUGGGGUAUCGCACGGCAGGGAAUGCGCUGCGGGGAAUGUGGAGUCAAGUGCCAUGAGAAGUGCCAAGACUUGCUCAACGCUGACUGCUUACAGAGAGCAGCAGAGAAGAGCUCGAAGCACGGAGCUGAAGACCGAACCCAGAAUUUCAUCAUGGCAAUGAAGGAUCGCAUGAAAAUCCGGGAGCGGAACAAGCCAGAGAUCUUUGACUUGAUCAGGGAUGUGUUUUGUGAGAGCAAAAUGACACAUGCGCAGCAGAUGAAGACAGUGAAGCAGAGUGUGCUCGAUGGCACCUCAAAAUGGUCAGCAAAGAUCACGAUCACCGUGGUGUGUGCUCAGGGUCUGCAGGCCAAAGACAAGACUGGGUCCAGCGAUCCGUAUGUAACCGUUCAAGUGGGUAAAACAAAGAAGAGGACAAAAACGAUUUUUGGGAAUCUGAACCCUGUAUGGGAAGAGAAGUUUUACUUUGAGUGCCAUAAUUCCUCUGACCGGAUCAAGGUGCGAGUGUGGGAUGAAGAUGAUGACAUCAAGUCUCGUGUCAAGCAGAGACUGAAACGCGAGUCAGAUGAUUUCCUGGGGCAGACAAUCAUUGAAGUUCGUACUCUGAGCGGAGAAAUGGAUGUGUGGUACAACCUUGAGAAAAGAACAGAUAAGUCUGCAGUGUCCGGGGCUAUUCGUCUGCAAAUCAGUGUGGAGAUCAAAGGCGAGGAGAAGGUGGCUCCAUAUCAUAUUCAGUACACUUGCCUUCACGAGAACCUCUUUCACCAUCUCACAGAUGUGCAAGGGAAUGGGGUGGUGAAGAUCCCUGAUGCCAAAGGAGAUGAUGCCUGGAAGGUGUAUUUUGACGAGACAGCGCAAGAGAUCGUGGAUGAAUUUGCGAUGCGUUACGGCAUUGAAUCAAUAUACCAGGCCAUGACGCAUUUUGCAUGUCUCUCUUCUAAAUACAUGUGCCCAGGCGUGCCAGCUGUGAUGAGCACCUUACUUGCCAAUAUCAAUGCUUAUUAUGCACACACCACUGCCUCCACAAACGUGUCUGCUUCGGACCGCUUUGCAGCCUCCAAUUUUGGGAAAGAACGAUUUGUAAAGCUUCUGGACCAGCUUCAUAAUUCACUUCGGAUUGAUCUCUCAAUGUACAGGAAUAACUUCCCAGCCAGCAGCCGUGAACGCCUGCAGGACCUGAAGUCUACAGUGGAUUUGCUGACCAGCAUCACCUUUUUCAGGAUGAAGGUCCAAGAGCUGCAGAGCCCACCCCGAGCCAGCCAGGUAGUGAAGGACUGUGUAAAAGCUUGUCUCAACUCCACCUACGAGUACAUUUUCAACAACUGUCAUGAGCUGUACAGUCGCGAGUACCAGACAGACCCUAACAAAAGUCAGGACCUUCCUCCUGAGGAACAGGGCCCCAGCAUCAGGAACCUUGAUUUCUGGCCCAAGCUCAUCACUUUGAUAGUUUCCAUCAUAGAAGAGGACAAGAAUUCCUAUACCCCAGUCCUGAAUCAGUUUCCUCAGGAGCUUGCAGUUGGGAAGAUCAGCGCAGAGGUGAUGUGGAGUCUUUUUGCCCAGGAUAUGAAAUACGCCAUGGAAGAGCAUGAGAAACACAGACUGUGUAAAAGUGCGGACUAUAUGAAUUUACACUUCAAAGUGAAGUGGCUGUACAAUGAAUAUGUUCGUGAUCUGCCUGCCUUCCAGGGAAAAGUGCCUGAAUAUCCAGCGUGGUUUGAGCAAUUUGUGAUGCAGUGGCUGGAUGAAAAUGAAGAUGUUUCCUUAGAAUUCCUGCAUGGUGCUCUGGAGAGAGAUAAAAAAGAUGGGUUCCAGCAAACGUCCGAGCAUGCUCUGUUCUCUUGCUCAGUGGUGGACGUCUUCACCCAGCUCAAUCAGAGCUUUGAGAUCAUUAAGAAGCUGGAGUGCCCAGACCCUGUCAUUGUUGCUCAUUAUAAUAGGAGGUUUGCUAAGACUAUUGGGAAAGUGCUGAUGCAGUAUGCUGACAUACUAUCCAAGAGCUUUGAGUCCUACUGUUCCAAGGAGAAACUGCCCUGCAUCCUGAUGAAUAACGUCCAACAGCUGCGGGUGCAGCUAGAGAAGAUGUUUGAAGCCAUGGGUGGUAAAGAGUUGGAUGCAGAAGCAAGUGACCAUCUCAAAGAGCUCCAGGUGAAGCUGAACAAUGUUUUGGAUGAGCUGAGUGCAGUGUUUGGUAACAGCUUUCAGACUCGUAUUGAUGAGUGCGUCAAGCAAAUGUCUGAUAUCCUCUGUCAGGUGAAAGGGACAGCAAAUUCUGCUGCUAAUGCCAGAAACACAGUUGCACAAGAUGCAGAUAAUGUCCUGAGGCCAUUGAUGGAUUUCCUGGAUGGAAACCUGACUCUGUUUGCAACAGUGUGUGAAAAGACAGUGUUGAAGCGGGUGCUGAAAGAGCUCUGGAGGGUGGUAAUGAAUACCAUGGAGAAGCUGAUUGUGCUGCCUCCUCUUACAGACCAUACGGGCACACAGUUGAUUUUCAGUGCUGCUAAGGAACUGGGACACUUGUCAAAGCUGAAGGAUCAUAUGGUGAGAGAAGAAACCAGGAGUCUCACUCCAAAGCAGUGUGCUGUUCUGGACCUGGCACUGGAUACAAUCAAACAAUAUUUCCAUGCUGGUGGGAAUGGCCUGAAGAAAACCUUCUUGGAGAAGAGUCCAGACCUGCAGUCACUUCGAUAUGCUCUCUCUCUCUACACUCAGACCACAGACACUCUCAUCAAAACCUUUGUCCAGAGUCAGACAGCUCAGGUGCAUGAUGGGAAAGGUAUAAGGUUUACCGCUAAUGAGGACGUUCUUCCUGAUAAGGGCUCCGGUGUGGAUGAUCCUGUGGGUGAAGUGUCCAUACAGAUUGACCUGUACACGCACCCAGGGACUGGUGAACACAAGGUCACGGUGAAAGUUGUGGCAGCCAAUGACCUGAAGUGGCAGACGUCUGGCAUGUUCCGUCCAUUUGUUGAAAUCACCAUGAUUGGCCCCCAUCAGAGUGACAAGAAGAGGAAGUUCACAACCAAGUCAAAGAGCAACAACUGGGCUCCAAAAUACAAUGAAACCUUUCACUUCAUCCUGGGGAAUGAAGAUGGCCCCGAUGCCUAUGAGCUCCAAGUCUGUGUGAAGGAUUACUGCUUCGCUCGGGAGGACCGGGUACUGGGGAUAGCAGUGAUGCAGCUCAGAGACAUAGCAGACAAAGGAAGCUGUGCUUGCUGGUGCCCCCUUGGGCGCAGGAUUCACAUGGAUGAGACUGGACUUACAAUCUUGAGGAUUCUCUCUCAGAGAACCAAUGAUGAAGUUGCCAGAGAAUUUGUAAAGUUGAAAUCUGAAUCCCGCUCCACAGAGGAAGGCACCUGAGCUGAGCUGUGUAAUAUUCCCUUUUCUCUUCUGCCUUGUGCCAAUAUGUGCAAGUGUUCAACAAUUCUCUUUUAUUAAUUGCAAAAGGUUUUUUUUCAUGUUGUCUUUGUCAGCUCCGAUAGCGCACGUGUGCUGUAUAGGAAACAAAUCCAUCAAUCUGAUGUGAAUUAUUUAUUUUUUAGUAGCUGGGUAAGACACCAUAGAGAAUGAGACAAUCUCUUAUUUAAGAUGCAAAUUCUGCUUUGUGUAUAUAAAUUAUUUUAUAUUGGAGGCUGGAGUUGCUGGGUUUUGUUGAUAUGCAGCACUGUGAUUUUAUCCUCUGAAGUUGGCAGGCAUUAAAAAGGUUCUACAUAAUCACGCUACGAUGCAAACACACAACUGUGUGGAAAUUGGGAGGAGAUGAUUUGGGGGCUUGACAAAGCACAGUUAUCUCUCAUUGAAUUCAUGUACUGUGGAGCUGCCUGGGGAUCUUCUGUCACAGGUUAUGCCAACAUGGUAUGCAGACACCUCAACAUCUGCUUAAAAAGGAAGUGGCAGAUCGCUCUGGAGAUGCACACCGGAUGAAUGUGUGUCCAUGGGUGUGCUGCUCUGAGCAUGGGAGACAAGUGCGGAGGGGCCUAAUAUCUCAUAGCCAAAAGCUGCGAAGGCAACACACCAGGAGCAGGCUGCAGCUGCCCUGCCAUUGUAAUUAGACAGUGUGUCUCGGAGAAUAUAAAUCCCCACGUGCUGCUGGGAAUCUCACGCCGCCGUGGGGGUGCUGUAAAGCUGCUCAGCUCCGCAAGGCACGCUCCGGCUACCGUGACCAACACGGUAAGGAAGGGAUCAGCGUUAGAGUCGUAGAGUUAGAGCCGUGACAAAUUACAUGGCUGCUAUGUACUUUUUUUUCCACUUCAAUAUUCUUUUGUUAGUUUUUGACAGAGGAUUGGAUAAUUUCAUACUUGCAGGCUUUCUGUAGCAUUUUGUUACCCUGGAGUGUAGCUAAGACCAUUCCUCACUAUGAACCCAGAAACGAUGGCUUGCCUGGGAGAGAGGAAGAAGCCUCCCCUCUGCAAGCCCUCAGUCUGGAGUGCUGAUCAAGGGGCAGCACGUUUGUUUGGUUCUGAUCUUGAAGAUGCUGUGAUUGAUCCACGCUGAUUGUUAUUAAUCUUACGAUACCAUUGAUGAUACCAUUGAAAUAUUUUUGCACUGUCUUAAAGAAGCAUCCUGCUUUUGUUUUCUUGCAAAACAAAACACUGUCCUGAGCGAAGUAAUUGCAGGGAGGUCAGAAUUUCUGACUGAAUAUUCGUAAGCAGGAAGGUCUGGAGUGGUGAUUGCACCUGAGGUAUGUUUGUUGGAGGGUUUUUAUUGGGGAUAUUUUUGCUUUUCCAGCUGCCCUUGUGCUCUGGAAAGUGCA